AUGUCGAGAAGGUCAAAGGAUGCACUUGAAGAUUGUCAACGUGCAUUGUCACUAGACCCGUCAUCACUUAAAGCAUUGCUUCGUGGCGCAAAAUGUAAUUUUGUACUUGGUAAUCUUUCAGAGGCGGAUCGAUUGUAUACAAGGGUAUCGAGUGUGGAACCAAAUUUACAGGAAAAUUCAGAGUAUAAACAAUUACGUCAGGUACAAAAUUACAUCUUUCAGGCAGAAACAUAUUUAGAAAAUGCACAGUACGGAUUGGCAAUAAAUGCGAUUGAUAGAGCCGUGUCUCCGUUAGAGGUAAUUCCUAAUAAAUUGAAGAUAAUGAAAGGAGAAGCAUUAUUAGGACAAAAAGAAUAUGCCGAGGCAACCAGAAUAGCAAAUGAAGUAUUACGUGGCGACCCUAGAAAUUCCGAUGCACAUGUAUUACGAGCGCGAAUACUAUACAUAGAAGGAGACAAUAAAAAGUCCAUUGCUCAUUGUCAAGAGGCAUUACGUUUUGAACCUGAUCAUUCAAGUGCCCGUGUUUUGCGUAAGAAAGCUCAACAAAUUGAGGAUCAGAAAAAUGCGGGCAAUGAUGCAUUCAGUAGAGGAGAUUAUUUUGUCGCGUGUGGACUUUAUACUUCCGCCCUCGAGGUGGAUCCGACAAAUACCAUCACAAAUUCUAAAAUAUAUUCGAACCGAGCUCUUGUAUUGAUGAAACAAGGAAAAUACGCGGAUGCCGUAAAGGAUAUGGACAAGGCUCUGGAGUUGGAUCCGACUUUCAUUAAAGUUUUGCGGCGACGUGCCGAUGCAUACUUAAAACUAGAAAGGUAUCAGGACGCUGUGAACGACUUGAGGGCGGCAAUGGAUCUCGACAGCAGCAAUCGGGAGAUUCGCAGGGAACUUCAGAAUGCCGAACGAGAAUUGAAAAGGGCGUCACGUAAAGAUUAUUAUAAGAUUCUUGGAGUGCCAAGAGAUGCAUCUGAAAUUGAAAUUAAGAAGGCCUAUCGUAAAUUAGCGCUCCAACAUCAUCCGGAUAAGAAUUGCGGUGAUUCCGAUGCUGAAAUCAAAUUUAAAGAGAUUGGCGAAGCAUACGCUAUUCUCGGUGAUCCCAUGAAAAAACAACGAUAUGAUUCCGGUGUCGACCUCGACGGCAUGAACGGCGGAAUGAAUUUUGAUUCCGUUGAUCCAAAUCUAUUCUUCCAAAUGUUUAUGAACGAAAAUUUUGCCAGCGCAGGUGGUGGCUCCGGAGGCUUUCGUACACAUACUUAUCAUUUUGGAUAA
Molecule: messenger RNA, 1263 nt
Organism: Acaulospora colombiana
Lineage: Eukaryota; Fungi; Glomeromycota; Glomeromycetes; Diversisporales; Acaulosporaceae
Source: the annotation of a GenBank genome assembly